Molecule: messenger RNA, 934 nt
Organism: Zingiber officinale
Lineage: Eukaryota; Viridiplantae; Streptophyta; Magnoliopsida; Zingiberales; Zingiberaceae
Product: trafficking protein particle complex subunit 2-like
Exons: 6
Coding region: 183-590 (135 amino acids)
Biological process (GO): endoplasmic reticulum to Golgi vesicle-mediated transport
Cellular component (GO): TRAPP complex; nucleus; cytoplasm
Source: RefSeq, a predicted model, not a curated record
AUCGGCUUAGUUCGACCGAGCCGAGCCGGUUCCCUCGGGGAAAAAGGGAUCUCAUCCCAGCUUCCGCAUUCUCGAUCUCCUUCUUCCUCCUGAACGGCUGUCGACGACAACCCUCCGGCGAGAUCCCUUUGUGGCUUCAGUCUUCAUGUUGUAAUUGAGGUUUUGGAGUACAGCUUCUUGUUAUGGCCGGUACAGCAUGCUUCAUUAUCGUCAGUAAAAAUGACAUUCCAAUUUACGAAGCUGAAGUUGGCUCUGCAGCGAAGAAAGAAGAAGCUUCUCAGCAGCAUCAGUUUAUUUUACAUGCAGCCUUGGAUAUUGUCGAAGACCUUGCAUGGACCACAAAUGCUAUGUUCUUGAAGGCAGUUGAUAAGUUCAAUGAUCUUAGUGUGUCUGUAUAUGUUACAGCUGGUCACACUAGAUUUAUGUUACUACAUGAUUCUCGUAAUGAGGAUGGAAUAAAGAGCUUCUUCCAAGAGGUCCAAGAGCUCUACAUAAAGAUCCUACUGAACCCGCUUUACCUUCCUAGCGCGCGCAUUGCAUCGUCGCACUUUGAUACCAAAGUUCGUGCUCUUGCAAGAAAGUAUCUAUGAGCGUGGUGAAAUUCCUGGUCACGAAUGUUUGCCCCUCAAAUACAGGAUCAUAGGGAGUGUUUGAUCUGUCUUAAUUCCUUCUUUCCCUUUGCUGUUAGAAUACAUGGGAGAUGGCAUUUUAUUCUGCAUUUCUUUCACAGAAUUGAGCGCCGCUGCUUAUAGUGCCUGAAGCAGUUCUCUGGACUUCUAGUGUUGAUGUUUAAUCACGAAGGAAAUGAUUGUUGAGAAAUGGCAAGUAGUUUCGAUCAAAUUUUGUGACUCUCUUUUUCGGCAUGUAUAUAAGAGUUUAAUAUUGUGCAGAACUCAUUGUGGGAUUGAAUAUUAAUGACAAUGGUUUCAGAUAA